AUGGUCAUAUCGUGCAGUGCGGUGGGGUGUACAAACAGGCAAGGACACAAGCCAAAUGUUUCCUUCUACCUGAUUCCUACUCGUGAUGAAGAUAGAAGACGGCGAUGGUUGGCGGCAAUCAACCGCAAAGACUGGGAGCCAUCCAAGUACUCCCGUAUUUGCAGUGAACACUUUUUACAAGGACAGAAGAGUGAUGAUCCCCUGUCACCUGAUUAUGUACCUUCAGUAUUUGCACAUACAAAGUCCCCUGCAAGGAGACGUGCUGUGCAAAGCCUUGAGAAGUUCAAGGUGAGACAGAACUUGAAGAAGAAGAAACUCCUGCUGUCUUCAAGAAGCGAGGCGGCUAUGGCACUCCCGGACUUCUCAUCAGAGAUGAGCGAGAUGACCACUCAGCUCACUGAGAAUGACAUGCCUGAAGGGAUCACACUCUGGGACCUGGAGGAGCUGCACAAUGACAUGAGGGAGAUGGCUCAACCCAACAGUACCUUUGAGAUCAUCUCCUCUGAGAGCAUCUCGGAGAAGUCCUCGUCUCUGGGAGUGGAGGCCUCGCUUAAAGCCAGUUUUCUCUUUGGGCUUGUGCAGGUUGAAGGAUCAGCCAAAUACUUGAACGACACCAAAACAUCCAAGCAGCAAGCUAGGGUCACGCUGCAGUACAAGACCACCACCCACUUCAAGGAGCUGACCAUGAACCAUCUGGGACAGGGCAACAUGAAGCACCAAUAUGUCUUUGACAAGGGCCUGGCCACGUGGUGA
Knipowitschia caucasica is the source of this 753-nucleotide messenger RNA. Lineage: Eukaryota; Metazoa; Chordata; Actinopteri; Gobiiformes; Gobiidae. The record is from the annotation of a GenBank genome assembly.